UGUGACACGGUGCCGAUGUCACGCCGUCCCCACGCCCCCCCCAGGCGCGGGCGGCCCCACGUUCACGGUGGGGAAGUCGGUGUGGCUGCUGUGGGCGCUGGUGUUCAAUAAUUCCGUCCCGGUGGAAAACCCGCGCGGCACCACCAGCAAAAUCCUGGUGCUGGUCUGGGCCUUCUUCGCCGUCAUCUUCCUCGCCAGCUACACCGCAAACCUGGCCGCCUUCAUGAUCCAGGAGGAGUACGUGGACACCGUGUCCGGGCUGAGCGACAGGAAGUUCCAGCGGCCGCAGGAGCAAUACCCGCCGCUGCGCUUCGGCACGGUGCCCAACGGGAGCACGGAGAAGAACCUGCGCAGCAAUUACCCCGCCAUGCACCGCCACAUGGCGCCGUACAACCAGCGCGGCGUGGAGGACGCGCUGCGCCAUCUUAAGGCGGGGCGAUUGGACGCCUUCAUUUACGACGCGGCGGUGCUGAACUACAUGGCAAGGAAGGACGAGGGCUGCAAGCUGGUGACCAUCGGAGCAGGGAAGGUGUUUGCCAGCACCGGCUACGGGCUGGGGCUGCAGAAGGGCUCACGAUGGAAGAGGGCCAUGGACCUCGCGCUGCUGCAGCUGCUGGGGGACGGUGAGGGG
Molecule: messenger RNA, 631 nt
Organism: Phasianus colchicus (ring-necked pheasant)
Lineage: Eukaryota; Metazoa; Chordata; Aves; Galliformes; Phasianidae
Source: RefSeq, a predicted model, not a curated record